Messenger RNA from Vigna unguiculata (cowpea), 1423 nucleotides. Its product is annotated as protein LNK4-like. The record is from RefSeq and is a predicted model, not a curated record. Gene Ontology annotation, biological process: circadian rhythm; regulation of DNA-templated transcription. NCBI's taxonomy places the organism in Eukaryota, Viridiplantae, Streptophyta, Magnoliopsida, Fabales, Fabaceae.
UGGUGACUCUCAUUUCUAGUGCAACAAACCUUUCAAGUUGCAACCUUUUUCUCCCCCUCUCUCUAUUUUAGACUCUUUUCACAGUUUCUCAUUGCAAUCUCGCAGUAGCAGCCUCUCAUCAUAUUAUCUAACUGCUGUCGACCCAAUCUCAAUUUCUGUUCAUUCUGGGUGUCACAGUAUUCUCUAAUUUGUUUUCGUCAAUUGCAAAUUCAGUUUUCUCAAUAGGAUACUAGAUCAUGGAUUGGUACUAUGGGAGUGGUGUUGGGGUUAAUGAUUAUCAUAUACCCAGAGAUCAGGAUUUAUUGGACAGACAUCCUUCACCAGACUAUUGGUCAAACUGGGAAAUAAGUGCCAAUGAAGGUUGUAAUUCACCUAAACAAUUUUUUAUCAUGGAUUUCUUUGAAGAAAGAUUCAAUAAUCAAAUUGAGCUUGAACCAUCUCUGCAUGAUAAAGAUCAGUCUAGCAGUUCAAAUGUAUGUGCAAGAUUGCAUGAACAAUCUUUUCAACAGACAGCAUUCUCAUGUGACCAGCCUAAUUACCAGCUUCAAGAUCUACCCAGAUUCGAACUGAUGAAUGACUCUUUCUUGGAUUCUGUACCUGAAGAUCUGUCUUGUGUUGAUGUUGAAAAUCUAGACAAAUCCAUCAACAUUUCAUCAGAAAACCAGUGCAGAAGUACACCUGGCACGCUGCAGAAAGAAACCACAGAUUCCAAGUAUGUUUCAAGCAACUCAGGUUCAAAGGAUUUCCCAGAUAGACAGGCACCACCAGCUAAGGUUUUAGAACCAUUUGAACAAUGCAGCAGGGAUGAUGGCAUGCAUGAGCAGUCAUCACUUGAGGAAUUCAUACUAAAAGAUCUUGAGAUGGUCAUUGGACAGUUCACGGAGACAACUCGUCUUUGCUUCCGAGAUGCCUUGUAUCGACUUGCCAGAAAUACAGAACAACAUCAUGAAAUGCUGGGCCAGAAUGAAGAUCUUAACAUCCUAAAGCCAAUGCUAAAUAGAGAUCACAAUGAUAUAACGAGGUGUCAGGACAAGAAAUCAAUGGAAUUGGCUACCAACAAUAUUGACAGAAUAAUUGCAAGUCUCAUGUUUAAGAGUAUGGAGUUCAGUAUACAUGAUCCUGCACUUACUCCAUCAGCAAACAGUUCAGAAUCCUUAGACAAAGAGGAAAAAUCUUGCUACUCAUAUUCUCAAGAACUGCCAACACAUGCACAGAUUCCAAGGUUUGAACCAAGUAAUCAACUAAGGGACAUGAGUUCAUACACCACUUGUGAAGAUCCUGCAAAAAAAUCUUUCAUGUUUGGAUUUGGUUAAGAUGUGUGAUAGUGAUCAUUACAGUAGACACUAGUUAAACCAAUCAGACAAAAAAAUCAAUUUCUUGUAAUUAUUCAAUACUAAGGUUUUGAAGUGUUUUUACAUCUGAA